Mandrillus leucophaeus (drill) is the source of this 2332-nucleotide messenger RNA. It is a transcript of the gene ZMPSTE24, whose product is annotated as zinc metallopeptidase STE24. The record is from RefSeq and is a predicted model, not a curated record. Gene Ontology annotation, molecular function: metalloendopeptidase activity. Gene Ontology annotation, biological process: CAAX-box protein processing. Lineage: Eukaryota; Metazoa; Chordata; Mammalia; Primates; Cercopithecidae. Bases 137 to 844 code for a protein of 235 amino acids. The transcript has 5 exons. Gene Ontology annotation, cellular component: endoplasmic reticulum membrane.
UUUAAGAACAUGUUUAUAUGUUGUUCUGACAUUUGCUUUUCAGGUUCUUGUCACAAUCUAUGCUGAUUAUAUUGCCCCUUUAUUUGACAAAUUCACACCUCUGCCUGAGGGAAAGCUUAAAGAAGAAAUUGAAGUGAUGGCGAAGAGUAUUGACUUUCCUUUGACGAAGGUGUAUGUUGUGGAAGGAUCUAAACGCUCUUCCCACAGCAAUGCUUAUUUUUAUGGCUUCUUCAAGAACAAGCGAAUAGUUUUGUUUGACACUCUACUAGAAGAGUACUCUGUACUAAACAAAGACAUCCAGGAGGAUUCUGGCAUGGAACCCCGCAAUGAGGAAGAAGGGAACAGUGAAGAAAUAAAAGCUAAAGUUAAAAAUAAGAAACAAGGAUGUAAAAAUGAGGAGGUACUUGCUGUACUAGGCCAUGAACUGGGGCACUGGAAGUUGGGACAUACAGUCAAAAAUAUCAUUAUUAGCCAGAUGAAUUCUUUCCUGUGUUUUUUUUUAUUUGCUGUAUUAAUUGGUCGAAAGGAGCUUUUUGCUGCAUUUGGUUUUUAUGAUAGCCAACCCACUCUAAUUGGACUAUUGAUCAUCUUCCAGUUUAUUUUUUCACCUUACAAUGAGGUUCUUUCUUUUUGCCUAACAGUCCUAAGCCGCAGAUUUGAGUUUCAAGCUGAUGCAUUUGCCAAGAAACUUGGGAAGGCUAAAGACUUAUAUUCUGCUUUAAUCAAACUUAACAAAGAUAACUUGGGAUUCCCUGUUUCUGACUGGUUGUUCUCAAUGUGGCAUUAUUCUCAUCCUCCACUGCUAGAGAGACUUCAAGCUUUGAAAAGUAUGAAGCAACACUGAGAUGCCCAGGGUCUGUGACUGAAGACAUUCUGAUUAUUUCUGUCCUGGCAGCAUGUUCCAGCUCUUGAUGUUUUUAAACUUUUUUUUAAAAGAAAAAUUAAGUACAGAAAAGCCCAGAUUUAAAUACGUUUAAUAUGUCAUUUCAAAAAUGAUUUUAAUAAUUCAUUUCUUAAAGAAAACACCGAAUGAAUUUUGAAGCUUAAUGUUUUUAAAGGCAUAGUUUUAUCUUUGACAUCUAAUUUACCAUCAAGUUGUAAAAUUGUUUGGAAAAAUACAGAACUUGUUUUAUUUAUAUACUUACAUGGAAACUGCAUGUGAGGUGUUUGAGGGCAUAUGUUUGAAAGAGGGAGCACCACCUCGGGAAUCCUUUCUGUGAGGCGGAAACCGUGGUCCUGAAUCGUUGUGCUCAUACCUAAGUUGAAAUCUGGUCUUACUUUCAUGCUGUUAUGAUUUCAUCUGGUGAAUCAGUGUUUUAAAUAAGAAAGGUAAUAGUUGGUAAGGCCAAUAUGAUUUAAAUGAAAGUAGUUAGAAAAAUGCUCUCCUACCAAAUUUUAAAUUUCUCUCUUCCCUCUCUUGCUACACACUGAUCAAGAGUAAUUUUCAUAGUGCUUUGAAGUUAGAAAUUAUGUAUAGGAUAUUUUAAAUCAUUGAGUUUUGUGUUUUGUUUGUUUUCAUUUUUUGGAAAAUCUCUGUCUUUAUCUUUUUUUCCCACAUGGUAAAUAUGAUCCCAUUGGGAGUAAAUUGUAGCUUUUUCUCAUUCAUGCAGUAAAUAAUACAUCCUUUCACUUAGCAGAGAUGGCCAUAUUAAACACGUUUUGCUAUGUUAAAAGUGGCAGAACAUGAAAGACAAAUUAAAAAUAACAUUUUUUAAGCGACAUAAGAGUGAAAUGAAUCUCUAUGACAUUUCGGGAAAAAAUAUAGUUUUCUAUCUCUUUCAAGGGCAGAAGAGUUUUCAUUUUUAUUUUUGUAAUUUUAUCUGUAAGUCAUAAGUACUGCUUAAUCAGGCCUGAUUCUACUUUUGAAAAUUACAGUUCUGGAAAUGCAGAUAAUGUUUACUUUGAAAACAAAUGUCAUGAAAGAUUUCCAGUUUUUAAAGCUGUAUGUUUCACUGCUUCAUAUCUCUGUCCACUUUCUGAAUGAGAACUUAGUUUGUGCCUAGAUCUGUCACUCACUGAUAAUGCUUACCUUCUGGGCAUUUAUUCCAAAGUGGGAUCGACUGUGCGCCUUUGGUAUCUGACCAUAAAGUCUUUUGUUCCACUGACAUUUGGGUGAUGUCUUCACAUGGAAAUAUAAUAAAAGUGAAAAUCUAGUUUAGUACUGCAUUAUUUAUUUUCCUGAGGCUAAAGAGGAGCAGUCCUAUGCCUUUUAUUCAGCAUCCUUUAUCUGUGACUUCAUGCUCUGAUAACUGCCUUUCCUUCCUUCUGUGCCUUUGAAUACAAAUUUCAGUUCUGCAAAAGUUAAACAUUAAACAUUGCCAAUGCAAAUGUA